AUGGAACAGAGAGGCACAGAGCAGAACAGAGAGAUACAGGGCAGAACAGAGACACAGAGUGGAACAGAGGGGUACAGGGCAGAAAAGAGCAGAACACAGUGGCACAGGGCAGAACAGAGAGACACAGAGUGGAACAGAGAGACACAGAGUGGAAAAGAGAGGAACAGUGCAGAGGAGAGAGUCACAGAGUGGAACAGAGAGGCACAGAGAGACACAAAGUGGAACAGUGAGACACAGAGCAGAACAGAGACACAGAGCAGAACAGAGAGUCACAGGGAAGAACAGCGAAUCACACGGCAGAACAGAGCAGCACAGAGCGGAAUAGAGAGUCACAGGGUGGUACAGAGAGACACAGAGUGGAACACAGAGCCGAACAGAGAGACACAGGGCAGAACAGAGAGCCACAGAGACACAGAGCGGAACAGAGAGUCCCAGGGCAGAACAGAGAGACACAGAGCAGAACAGUGA
Molecule: messenger RNA, 468 nt
Organism: Thalassophryne amazonica
Lineage: Eukaryota; Metazoa; Chordata; Actinopteri; Batrachoidiformes; Batrachoididae
Product: octapeptide-repeat protein T2-like
Exons: 1
Coding region: 1-468 (155 amino acids)
Source: RefSeq, a predicted model, not a curated record